This is a messenger RNA of Limulus polyphemus (Atlantic horseshoe crab), 662 nucleotides long. Its product is annotated as Kv channel-interacting protein 4-like. Bases 261 to 662 code for a protein of 133 amino acids. The transcript has 5 exons. The record is from RefSeq and is a predicted model, not a curated record. Lineage: Eukaryota; Metazoa; Arthropoda; Merostomata; Xiphosura; Limulidae.
CGUUGCAUGUGAAGCCGUGUGUUUGUCUAAAGGUUUUCUCAGAAAUUCUUUAUCGGGUUUGAUUCUGAUUUUUGGAUAAGUAAUAAGGUUCAACCAAUGAACAGUCAUUUAAGUUAUUCUGAAGGAAGGUCAAAGGUAACCGUCACUGCAAAAUCCAAUGGCCGUUGAUUUUACAAAGAUUAGUGUCCAGGGGAUAGUCAAAUACGACAAAAAUCAAAGCGCAAUUUUAGGUCCUCUUCGAGUGGUAAACCCAGAAAUAAAUGAAUGAGGAAAUUCAUAGAGACGAGAAUGUUUCUUGUGUCUGUAACAACUCCUUGAAUCAUCCCGACCAGCUUUGCGUCUGGUGUCCUAUGGGGGCGGUAUUUUCUGUUUUCUCCUUAUACCAGCGAUUUCUGCGGUUUAUUCGUCGAGCUUGGACUGGAAAUACACAAAAUCCAGUGGAGGAUUUAGAAAUGACAGUAAUACGUUGCAAGCCUGAUGGGAUUGAUGCCUUAUGUCGUACAACAAAGUUCACAAAAAAAGAACUGAAAUUAAUGUAUCAAGGAUUCAAACAGGCUUGUCCAACGGGAAUUGUCAAUGAGAAUACCUUUAAAGAUAUAUACGCCCAGUUCUUUCCACAAGGAGGUGAGACUAUUUUCGUUUCUAUUGAUUGCGAAUUUUGA